AUGUUCCUCGCCGAAAGCCAGCUUGCGAACACUUAUGAGGAUGAGCUAGCGUCUAUGCGGACCCUGUUCGUGGGGUUCGUAGGAUUCACUGUUUACAUUUGGGACCACUUGAUCACUUUUGGAGACGAGGUCGAUUUGAUCUGGACUGGCAAAAAGGGCCUGCCAAUAUAUCUGUUCUUAAUAAACAGGUACCUCACCCCGUUGGGAUUCAUCAUCAACCUCGUUGCGUACACAUUGCCUUCAUGGAAACAAUCGGUUUCGUUUGUUGACCAUUUGUCAAGAUGUGGGCAUUUUGUGAGGUUCGAGGGUGCGAUGACUGCUAUUGGGAUUGAGCUUGCGGGAUUGAUGAUGCUCUUACGGGUACGUGCCAUGUACCCCGGCAAAAAUCCCGUAAUCGCCGCCGUCCUCGUUAUCUUCGCUGUGUGGGUUGGAGUUACUGCAUGGCUGUUGGCCGGGGCUGGACCCGUCGACCACAACGGCGAUGGGGUUCAUUCUUGCACAAUGAUUUUUAGCUCUUCUGCCAAUCGAGCCGCUGCAGCCUCGACUGCUUGGCUUCCCCUCCUCUACGACACUGUCGUAUUCGGUCUCACACUGUAUCGCACGCUCCCUCACAUUCUGCACAAACAAGCUGGCUUUGUUAUCCAUUCUUUAUUCGCCGAUGGUUUACUUUAUUAUAGCGUCAUUUGCUGCAUCAACCUCGUCCUUACCAUCAUGAUUGUCCGUGCACCGCCAGGGUUACAAAACAUCACAGCACAACUUGAACUAUUAGUCACUGUCACGAUGAUGUCUCGCAUAACGCUGAACAUACGGAAGAAAGAUCGAUAUGGGGACGCUCAAACAAUUGACGACGACUCUUCGGGGAUAAUCACCAGCGAUACCACCCGGCUCCAGUCCCGGCAUUCAUCGCAGACAAAGUCUUUUUCAAGUCGUUCUGCAUCUGCAUUUGUGCCACCAGCUAUCAACUACGGCAACUACAGCAAACGUCCAGGCUCAGCCGACUCGGAUAUGUCUGAUUCUCCAACCAUCCGAGUCUCGGACCCAUUCGAAGUGCCACCGCGGCGCAAGCGACUAAGUACUAUCCUCGACAUGUCGCUGGCGGGCUCACCACUACAACCGAGUUCUCCGGUGGAUCAUUUUACAGACGAGGAGUUGCGACUAUCACCCACGCAGGAUCUUGAACACCGGGCCGAGUCACCGGGCGAGGUGAUGCUAUUUGCUUCGCCCCCACCUUCAGCGCGGAGCGCGUCUGUACAUUCGACGCGUUCUCCCCGACGCGAGGAGUUCGAGGAUGAUCUGCGGUUCUUUGUCCGCGAGUCGGAUCGUAACGCGCGAUUGGCGCGGCGGCAGCAUAGCGAAUGCGAAGAUGACCUUCGCUUUGAAAACCCCCAUUCCGCUCGCGCCGACCUCUUUCCACACCAUGAAGGGCCAGAAGACGACGACACCCUCCGAUACUACGUGCCAAACUCGAACGCGAAUGACUUUUUCUCGCGUCGGAGGUGGACCUCGGACAAUGAGUCAAUACCGCAUCCAUAUUCGAGUCGAAGCGAGUCGUUCCAGCUACGACCAGUGUCGGCACGAUCGGCUGCAUUUUCGUUUUCUGGGGACGUCGAGGCACAGUCUCAGCGGUUAUCAAGAACACUGCCGGUACCGCCCCCCAUUGCGGCUGCAUCUCAAACGCCGAAUACACCACUCACACCCACAACACCCAGAACGCUCCGGGCGCUUCCACAGACGCCUAUUGAACGAGUGUUCGGACUGCCUGGGAGUGGUAGUGGGUGA
Coniophora puteana RWD-64-598 SS2 is the source of this 1779-nucleotide messenger RNA. RefSeq lists its product as uncharacterized. NCBI's taxonomy places the organism in Eukaryota, Fungi, Basidiomycota, Agaricomycetes, Boletales, Coniophoraceae. The transcript has 15 exons. The record is from RefSeq and is a predicted model, not a curated record. Bases 1 to 1779 code for a protein of 592 amino acids.